Molecule: messenger RNA, 1728 nt
Organism: Caenorhabditis remanei
Lineage: Eukaryota; Metazoa; Nematoda; Chromadorea; Rhabditida; Rhabditidae
Exons: 6
Coding region: 1-1728 (575 amino acids)
Biological process (GO): fatty acid catabolic process
Molecular function (GO): fatty acid amide hydrolase activity; amidase activity
Source: RefSeq, a predicted model, not a curated record
AUGCUCUUCUACGUGGCUCUUCUGAUAUUAGGAGCCAGUGCCUAUUACUGUCAUUUUCAAUUGAAGCGGAGGAAGAUAGUUGAAAGAUUGGAGAAAGUUGUUCAGAGAAAACGAGAUGAUAUCCUAAAAAAUAUUGAAGAAGCGAGAAGAAUUUCUGAUAAAUUGGAUUCGAAAAGAAGAGAUUACAUCGGAAAUUUGGAUUUCGAACAGUUGAAAGAGGAGCUUCAGACAGGAAGUGUGACGUGUGUUGAAGCAGUUCGAACGUACUUCCACAAAGCAAUUCUGGCUCAUGAAAAGACGAAUGCAGUGACGUGUUUCAUUCUGGAAGCAGAGCAACAGGCGGAAGAACUCGAUGAAAAAGCAAAGUUGCCUUCUUUUGUGAAACCUCCAAUGUUCGGGAUUCCACUAUCAUUGAAAGAAUGUUUGAAAGUGAAAGGAUAUGAUACAACUAGGGGAUUUGUUCAGGAUGCUUAUAGACCAUCGACUGAAGAUUCGAUUCAAAUUGAACAUUAUAAGAAAUUAGGUCUGAUUCCAUUCUGCCAAACCAAUGUUCCCCAGUCACUUCUCAGUUACAAUUGCUCCAAUCCAUUAUUCGGAACAACUACAAAUCCAUUCGAUAGUACUCGUACUUGUGGUGGAUCAUCUGGUGGAGAAGGUGCAUUGAUUGGAGCAAAAGGAUCUCUGAUUGGAAUUGGAACAGAUGUUGGAGGAUCUGUCAGAAUUCCAUGUCAUUUCACUGGAAUUGCUGGAAUUAAACCAUCCAAAAUGAGAUUUGCUCAUCGUGGAGGUGGCACUUCUGUUCCCGGAAAACCACUUGUUGAUGCGAAUGAGGGUAUAAUGGCUCAGAAUGUUACGUCAAAUGUUGAACUUUUGAAGAGUGUCUGGGGAGACAUUGAUUUCCAAUCGGAUCGUGAUCCAUACUGUCCACCAGUCCACUGGAAUGAAUCAUUGUAUUCAAGUGAGAAGAAAUUGAGAAUUGGAUAUUAUAUUGAUGAUGGAUGGUUCACUCCAACUCCGGCACUCCAGAGAGCUGUACUCGAAUCGAAGAAACAUUUGGAGAAUGCUGGACAUACUGUUAUUCCAUUCCAUCCACCAAGACUCACCGAUGUUAUUCAGUGGUACUUUAGAGCUCUCUUCCUGGACGGCGGACAAUUUAUAUUGAAUAAGUUGAUGAAUGAUAUAAUAGAACCGACGAUCACGUUUCAAAGAACACUUUGUACUGUUCCUGCAUGGAUUCAACGGUUACUAAGUUAUCCAGUUUCUCUGGUUUUUCCUAGACUAGGGAUGUUUAUGAAGUCUCUAACGAGAGACACUUUCGAAUUGAGAGAAGCGUAUGCUGCUAUUGAAGCAUACAGAGAGGAAUAUGUUUCACUAAUGCUGAAGGACAAUUUGGAUGUCAUCUUGUGCCCGCCUUCCAUAAUGCCAGCUCCUCAACACGAUGUUCCGUCGAAGUUAUUAUGUGGAGCUAGUUAUACUUUUAUCUAUAAUCUGUUGGAUUUUGGUGCCGGUGUUGUCCCAGUGACCACAGUGAAUAAAUCAGAUGAAGAGAAGUUGAUAAACGAGUAUCCAGAAACAGAUAAAUGGUAUCAAAUUACCAAAAAAGCAACGAUUGGAUCAAUUGGAAUGCCAAUUGGAGUUCAAGUUGCUGCACCGCCAUUCAGAGAAGAAGCUGUUCUUCGCACAAUGAGAGAAAUCGAAAUCGCAGUUUCAGGGAAGUUGGAAAUAUAA